AUGUAUAAUAAUUUCAUUCGAUCUGAAAAAUAUUAUGUUAAACAACAAUUACCAAGAUCUUUUGAAUUACAAGGUCCAUCAGAAACUUUUGUCAAAUUACCUGGUUUAACGCUACCUUUUUAUCAUACACAACCAUUAUUAUAUAAAAUUAAAUUUGAAGGAAAAUGUUAUUCACCUCAUUCGAAAGGAAUUUGGUUGUAUUUGCGUCUAAUGAUUGAUGAUUAUUUGCUUUAUAUCAAUCGACUUUUACCAAAUACUGCUAAUCGAUAUCAAUAUAUAGGUGAAUACCAAGAGAACCAUAACAAUGAUCACCUUGGUGGUUUUUUUUGGUUUUCAAAUUCACCAUCAGUCAUAGCAUGUUCAUUUAGUGAUAUGAUUUAUCUAAAUCCUGGUCUACAUGUUUUUGAUGUAGGUACCCGAGGUGGAUAUCUUGUUGGUACUUUUCCAACCUAUGUUCAAGCCGGAGUAUUAACAGUUGAAAUGAUUGAAUAUGAUCAGUAUGCAGAUAUUGGUAUUAAACCAAUGAAUACGACUUUUUCAGGUUAA
Adineta ricciae is the source of this 546-nucleotide messenger RNA. The record is from the annotation of a GenBank genome assembly. NCBI's taxonomy places the organism in Eukaryota, Metazoa, Rotifera, Eurotatoria, Adinetida, Adinetidae.